CGUGGCUUCCGGGGGCUCCGCCUCCUCCGCGACUCCGGGUUUGCACUUCAGGACCGGAGCUGUUCAGGCCGUCCCGAGGGUGACGGGGGCCAGAAUGGCAUCGAACACGGGGGACGGCGGGACCGCCUGCACGCUGGAGUUUGCGGUGCAGAUGACCUGUCAGAGCUGUGUGGACUCCGUGGGCAAGUCCCUGCAAGGGGUGGCAGGCAUCCAGAGUGUGGAGGUGCAGCUGGAGAACCAGAUGGUCCUGGUGCAGACCACUCUGCCCAGCCAGGAGGUGCAGGCCCUCCUCGAGAGCACCGGGCGGCAGGCGGUCCUCAAGGGCAUGGGCAGCAGCCUACUGAAGAAUCUGGGGGCGGCAGUGGCCAUGCUGGGGCGUCCUGGCUCCGUGCAGGGCGUGGUGCGCUUCCUACAGCUCAGUCCCGAGCGCUGCCUCAUCGAGGGGACCAUUGACGGCCUAGAGCCGGGGCUGCACGGGCUCCACGUCCAUCAGUUCGGGGACCUCACCAAUGACUGCAGCAGCUGUGGGGAGCACUUCAACCCGGAUGGAGCCUCUCAUGGGGGGCCCCAGGAUGCUGAGCGGCACCGAGGAGACCUGGGGAACGUCUGCGCCAACGCCGACGGCCGCGCCACCUUCAGGAUGGAGGAUGAGCGGCUGAAGGUGUGGGACGUGAUCGGCCGGAGCCUGGUCAUCGAUGAGGGGGAAGAUGACCUGGGCCAAGGCAGCCACCCCUUGUCCAAGAUCACAGGGAACUCUGGGAAGAGGCUGGCCUGUGGCAUCAUUGCGCGCUCCGCCGGCCUGUUCCAGAACCCCAAGCAGAUCUGCUCGUGCGACGGCCUGACCAUCUGGGAGGAGCGCGGCCGGCCCAUCGCGGGGGAGGGCCGCAAGGAGCCUGUGCAGACCCCAGCUCACCUCUGAGUAGGGUCGCAGCCUCAGGGCCAGAGGGGGUCCUGGUGCCCACCUAUGAGCCAGCCUCAGGUCGGGUGGGUGCCCCUGCCUGAAUC
Messenger RNA from Sorex fumeus (smoky shrew), 1005 nucleotides. It is a transcript of the gene CCS, whose product is annotated as copper chaperone for superoxide dismutase. Gene Ontology annotation, biological process: removal of superoxide radicals. Bases 95 to 919 code for a protein of 274 amino acids. NCBI's taxonomy places the organism in Eukaryota, Metazoa, Chordata, Mammalia, Eulipotyphla, Soricidae. The transcript is spliced from 8 exons. Gene Ontology annotation, molecular function: copper ion binding. The record is from RefSeq and is a predicted model, not a curated record.